CGAUAAUCGAUAUUAAUAUUCUUAUUAAUUUAAAGUAAACUCACGUGAUAUAACUUGAAUAUAAGUGAAACCGGCAAAUAUCAAGACAUUGUAAAUUUAUUAUUUAAAUUGAAAAUUAAAAUAGACAAUUUAAAUAUGGAUGCCAUGGUUAUUAGAAAUAUGAAAGACUUUCAACUUUUGUUUAAUCAAAUGUCUGAAACAUGUUUUAAAACUUGUGUAAAUACAUUUAUGUCAAGAGAUAUAUCUACAGAAGAGGUUCAAUGUAUAGAAAAUUGUUCGGGCAAGCACAUUAAUGCAAAUCAUAAAAUAAUGGAAAUAUUUAUGGAUGUACAACGUACUAUCGCUUUAAAAAAUGUGGAAGAAUUUCAAAAAGCUCAGGCAGCAUUUGAAGUGGCUCAAAAAGAUCAAAAUUCAGAAAGUACUAGUGUGGCUUCCAGUGCAGUUUGAUUUCCAGAAAAAUAAGCAGAUACUGCAUUGUGAAAUAAUAAUAAUUGUUUGUGCAUUACCUUGAUCUGUAAUAAAAAUAAAAAAAUUUUAUAACAUA
Apis dorsata (giant honeybee) is the source of this 544-nucleotide messenger RNA. RefSeq names its product mitochondrial import inner membrane translocase subunit Tim10B-like. The record is from RefSeq and is a predicted model, not a curated record. Gene Ontology annotation, cellular component: mitochondrial intermembrane space chaperone complex. Lineage: Eukaryota; Metazoa; Arthropoda; Insecta; Hymenoptera; Apidae. The transcript is spliced from 4 exons. Bases 136 to 447 code for a protein of 103 amino acids.